This is a messenger RNA of Pestalotiopsis fici W106-1, 852 nucleotides long. RefSeq lists its product as uncharacterized. Gene Ontology annotation, molecular function: oxidoreductase activity. The coding region runs from base 1 to 852 and encodes 283 amino acids. The record is from RefSeq and is a predicted model, not a curated record. NCBI's taxonomy places the organism in Eukaryota, Fungi, Ascomycota, Sordariomycetes, Amphisphaeriales, Sporocadaceae. The transcript is spliced from 5 exons.
AUGGCUGUCGUCCAAAGCCAGAUGUCCUUCCUGGAGCCCUGGGACGGGAAGGAGGAUGCGCCUUACAUCCGCGGAAAGUCGGACGAUUUAUUUCCUGCUACAAACUUUAAGAACCAGGACUUUUCGGUCCAGUUUCAUGAUGCUAGACCAACCAAGGAUGCCUUUAAGCUAGACAUUCAUGGGUUCGGUUUCUUCGAGGAUGAGCCGAUCGGAGACGAAAUAAUACAAUCGAUCCGGGAAAGGAAUAAACUGGCGGUUGAGAAAGAAUAUUACCCACGCGUAGAGGCACUAAUCAAACGGACCACUGGUGCCAGCAAGGUUAUCAUAUUCGAUCAUACCUAUCGUAAGCGAGAUCCGGCCCUUGCUGCUGGAGAAAAUCCCAACGGCAGGGAGCAACCGGCGACAUUGGCUCAUGUCGACCAGUCCGCUAUCGGCGCAAUUGGCAGAGUUCAUCGGCAUGCUGAGGAGGAUGCCGAAAGGUUGCUACAGGGACGCGUACAAGUAAUUAACGUUUGGCGUCCAUUCGAAGUUGUGGAGGACUGGCCUCUGGCAUGCGCCGAUUACCGCAGUUUCAAGGACUCAGAAAUCCACCCCACCAGCAUCUUCCGGGAGCGAUUUGAUAGACAGGGGCAGACAGUGUCUAUCAACUAUUCAGACCAGCAGCGGUGGUACUACCUUGACCACCAGGAGUCGCAUGAAGUGACCUUUAUAAAGAUAUGGGAUAGCAAGGACGGUACGGCUAAAUUAUGCCCACAUGGUGCUUUCCAACAUCCACAUGCACCCACCAAUGCCAAGCUGAGGGAAAGUGUUGAGGUCCGAUGCCUGGUAUUCUAUGAGAACGAGUCUCAAUGA